Penicillium oxalicum is the source of this 732-nucleotide messenger RNA. RefSeq lists its product as uncharacterized. Lineage: Eukaryota; Fungi; Ascomycota; Eurotiomycetes; Eurotiales; Aspergillaceae. Bases 1 to 732 code for a protein of 243 amino acids. The record is from RefSeq and is a predicted model, not a curated record. The transcript has a single exon.
AUGACACUCUCAACCAGUCUCUCCAAAUCCAUCCAAUCUCUAACACCCUCUCAUCAUCCUCCACUUCCAUCUCCAUACCCUACAAUACACUCCACCCUCUCUCUCCCCCUCCCACUUUCUCGCCCCCACCCACCUACAGAUAUACACCCUAAUCCCAACCUCAACCUCAACCUCAACCCUUUCUCCCCCUCUACAAACAACCUCCUGCUACCUCCUCCUCCUCUUAAUCCCCCACCCUACCCAUCUCAAUCCCAAUUCCCACCCACCCUCAUCCAAACCCUCACCGUCCUCUCCACCCCCCUAACCCCCCUCAUCCACAUCCUCACCGGCCACCCCCAUCCCGAAUUCCCCCUUACCAGACUCGCCCUUUCCCUCCUCACCUCGGCUCAACUCGACCGUCUAGCCGAGUACUAUCACCAGGUCUACCCGGCUGUUCCAGAAACACAUUUAUAUCCGUGUCCGAUGCGCGCGUGGCUAGGGGCGCCGGAUGAGGAGUGGGUCGGGAUUGAAGAGAAGAGGGGUAGGUUUGCGGGGUUUAUUGGGGUGUUUGGGGUGGAUUAUGAAAGGGUAGGAGAGAGAGAGAUUCGGGUAGAUCGGAGUCUUUGGGAUAUAGAGAUGGAGGGUGAGAUGGAGGGUGAAUUGGGUCGGUGGAUUCUUGAGGUUUUGGAGGAGAUGAGGGAUGGGGAUAGGGGAGGGAGAGUAGAUAAGGUAAGGCGGAGUGAGAAGAAAUGA